Pangasianodon hypophthalmus (striped catfish) is the source of this 1271-nucleotide messenger RNA. It is a transcript of the gene polr1f, whose product is annotated as RNA polymerase I subunit F. Gene Ontology annotation, cellular component: RNA polymerase I complex. The coding region runs from base 52 to 1176 and encodes 374 amino acids. The transcript is spliced from 4 exons. Gene Ontology annotation, biological process: DNA-templated transcription initiation; DNA-templated transcription. The record is from RefSeq and is a predicted model, not a curated record. NCBI's taxonomy places the organism in Eukaryota, Metazoa, Chordata, Actinopteri, Siluriformes, Pangasiidae.
UUUUAACACGAGGAAACAAACCACGUGUUUCCGUGCCAAAGUUUAGCUAACAUGGCCAACCUGGAGCAGACAGAUGAUGAUCCAAAAUCGAGUGUAACCUCCACAGACAAGUCCGCGGUGUUAAACCCAGCUCCAGGCCCAGCUCCAGCUCCAGCCCCGGCUCGUGAUGCUCUCGCGGUUCCGUGUCUGAUCCCGAGUUUCGCGGAGGCGCGUGAGCUCGUGCCCGCGCCGUACUCGUGUCUCGUGCUGCACACACACCGCAGACACGUCGCGCUGCCGCCCAUGUACCUGAACAAGAAGAGGACCGGAAUCCAGCAAGAACUCAACGCUGACCUUUUAAAGUACUCCAACAGUUUGAAAGGUGUGCCUUUGGCUUAUGAUGGCAUCAAAAUUAUAGGACAUCAUGGGGACAUUUUCGAUGACCAAGGCUACAUUCACUUAAACAUCGAGGCAUCGUUUGUGAUAUUCAAGCCGAAGAAAGGAGAAACACUUGUGGGUGUGAUCAAUAAAAUCGGAGUGGGCCAUGUGGGCUGCCUGGUGCACGGCUGCUUUAACGCCAGCGUGGUGAAGCCGGCUCAGCUCACUCCUGAGCAGUGGAGAGACUCAGGCCUGAAGCUGGGAAGCAGCCUGAAGUUCGAGGUGUUUCAACUGGAUGCUGAUGUGGCUGGAGUUCUGCUGAUCAGAGGAAGACUGGAAAAAUCCAGGGUGCAGGAGCUUAUUGCCUCCUUCAGCAGUACAGAAACGGAGCAGGACGAGACGGUGGAAGUGGCCACUGAACCAGACUCGGUCACUACUGAAGACCCCUCUGAGAGCUCUGACGCUUCAAAGCCCAAGAAGAAAAAGAAGAAAAAGGACAAAGAAAGGGACAAGCAGGCUGUGGAGGAGGUGAACAGCAACCAGACAGAUGAGGCUGUGACUCACGAUGUUAACGGUAACAGAAUGGAGGUGGACUCUGAUCCCAGCAGCCGUCCAAAGGAGAAAACGAAGAAAAAGAAAAAGGAUAAAAAGCAGGAAUCGGACGCUGAGCUGCCGUCCCCCAGCGCUGAUCUCCCAGGCAGUGACUCAAGCGGAUACAUCAGUGAUAAAAGCAGUAAAAAGAGAAAGGCACAGGAGGAUGAGCUCCUCCAAGAGGACUCUGACAUUCUUCCAGCUAAAAAGAAGAAAAAGAUGAAGUGAUGCUUGCUUUUAUACUGUAACUUUAAUUUUUAUAGUGCCUGAAUGUAUAUUAGUAGUAAUAUACAAUAAUGCAAUAAAGGACAGAUUACACUGCA